Messenger RNA from Andrographis paniculata, 1617 nucleotides. Its product is annotated as UDP-glucosyltransferase 29-like. Lineage: Eukaryota; Viridiplantae; Streptophyta; Magnoliopsida; Lamiales; Acanthaceae. Bases 44 to 1411 code for a protein of 455 amino acids. Gene Ontology annotation, molecular function: UDP-glycosyltransferase activity. The transcript has a single exon. The record is from RefSeq and is a predicted model, not a curated record.
AGCAAUUCACUGAUCUUCCUUUCCAAAUAUCAUAUCCUCAACCAUGGAUCUUCCACAAAUUACAAGUUUCAAAAUUCUGAUGUUCCCAUGGUUGGCUCAUGGCCAUAUCAGCCCUUAUCUUGAGUUCUCCAAAAGAUUAUUGUCCAGAAAGAAUUUCCAUAUCUCUGUCUGUUCGACAGCCAUCAAUAUCACUUCAAUCGAAAGCUUCAUCAAAAGCAACAAUUUGGGGGACUCCAUUGAAGCUGUGGAGCUCAAAUUGGAGCCAUCCGUACAGCUUCCUCCACACUACCAUACCACAAAGAAUCUCCCUUCAAAUCUCUUACGCACUCUCCUGAAAGCCUUUCAGACAGCCAGAUCAAGUUUUUCUGAAAUCAUCACGACACUGAAGCCUGAUUUAAUCAUCUAUGACAGUUUCCAAACAUGGGCUCCCAAACUUGCAGCAUCACAAGGUCUUCCAGCAGUUCAUUUUUUUGUUCCUGGAGCAGCUUCGUCGUCGUACAACCUUUAUCACCACGGUCGUUGUAUCGAUAACUAUAAUUUCUCAGAACUACGUCUCAAUGAUUAUGAGAAAGGGAUACUUGAUGACACGGUGAAUUUUUUCAAUAAUGAAAUCUGUGACAAGGGCGAGGAGUUCUAUUUUGUUAGCAUCCAAUCAUCAACAGAAGUUGCCUUGAUGAAGACCAGUUGGAGCUUGGAGGGGAAGUACAUAAACUAUGUUUCCGGUGCUUGCAACAAGAAAAUAUUACCAACAGGCCCUCUUGUCACAGAUUCAUAUUCUUCUUCCAACGACGAGAAAUCGAUGAUAUUACAAUGGCUAAGCAAGAAAGAGCAUCAUUCGACUAUUUACAUUUCAUUCGGGAGCGAGCUCUUCUUGUCGGAGGAAGAAAUCGAGGCAAUAGCAAAAGGGCUGGAGCUUUGUGAGGUGAACUUCAUAUGGGUUCUAAGAUUCCCUCUUGAGGAGGAGACAAAGACCAUCGAAGAGACACUUCCAUUAGGGUUUCUUGAAAGGGUUAAGGAAAGAGGUAUAGUGACUGGAUGGGCACCACAGGCAAAGAUUCUUCAACAUUCUGGAAUUGGUGCAUUUGUAAGUCACUGUGGAUGGAGUUCGAUAAUGGAGAGUAUGUAUUAUGGGGUUCCCGUCAUAGGAAUGCCAUUGAAAGGGAUAACGUUUCUCGACGCCAAUAUGUUGGUGGGGUGUGGUGCUUGUGUGAGGGUUCCAAUGAAGGAGAAUGAAGGGUAUAAAGGAGAAGACAUAGCAAUGGUGAUUAGUGAUGUGAUCUUUGGAAAUGGUGGAGAUAAGCUGAGGUGUAGAGCUCAAGAGUUGAGUGAGAAGAUGAGAAUGGAAGAGGUCGAGGAGAUGGAUGUUGUGGCUGACCAACUAUGGAAGAUUUGUUUAAAGAAUCGGCCAUAAGCUAUCAUUAAUUUAAUCAUGGAGCAUAAUAAGGUUAAGUGUUCGACAUUUAUAAGUUGUUGAAUAAACCAAUAGAUAUAUAAUAUUGUUUGGUAGAUUAUGAAUAUUUUUAUUUUUCUUCAAUGCAACCACAUGUUUCUUGCAAGGUAAUAUGAAUAUUUGUGAUUCUCGACAUAAGCAUUUUCGUCGUUAUAUGUCUACUGCAU